AUGGUAGGCGCAACAAUCAGAAAGGAUUAUAGCGAAACAGUCAAGUUGAAUGAAGAACAGCUACAAGCCGUCUCACAUCUUGACCCAGAACUCGUCAAGAUCGGGCACGAGGUGGUUCAAAAGCAGAAGAAGGAGAGUUUCAUCCAAGCUUGGAAGACUCACGGCCGUGCAGCAGGAUGGAGUAUCUUCUUGACCAGCGCCUUGCUGAUGGAAGGCUUUGACACCGCCAUUAUCAACUCUUUCUUCGCUCUUCCAUCCUUCUUGACAAGCUUUGGGGUAAAAGGCAAAAAUGGAAAGCUAGCCAUCCCUGCCAACUAUCAAAGUGGUCUGGUCAAUAUUGCCUAUGUUGGUCAACUCAUAGGAUUGGUCCUCAACGGUUGGUGUCAAGAACGUUAUGGUUCCCGAAGAACCUUCAUAGGCGGCAUGAUCCUCAUGACGGCCACCAUCUUCCUGGCUUUCUUCACCGUCAGCUUGAACAUGUUACUCGCCGCGGAGCUCAUGAUGGGUAUACCUUGGGGAAUGUUCCAAACUCUGUCCACCGCUUACGCGGCUGAGAUUUGCCCUAUCCAGCUUCGAGGCUACUUGAGUGCUUUCGCUUCCGUUGGUUUCGGCGGUGGCAGUUUCAUCGCUUCUGGAGGUGAAUAUGGAUGGAGACUUCCGUAUGCUCUCCAAUGGGUAUGGCCAGUACCUCUUGCUCUAGGUUGUUUCUUCGCUCCUGAAAGCCCUUGGUGGCUGGUUCGAAAAGGCCGAUUCGAAGAAGCCGAAAAGGUCAUUAUCCGAUGUGCGAAACCCGGAUUUUACGCCGAGAAUGAAGCUGCUGGAUACGUCACUUUUAUGCGUCAUACCGAUGCCCUGGAAAAGGUUGACGCAAAAGGUGGCAGCUGGGGUGAAAUGUUCAAGGGUGUGAACUUGAGGCGAACUGAAAUUAUGUUCGGUGUCUGGCUUGUACAACUCUGGAACGGGAAUAUCAUCACAGGUUUGACUGUGGAGAUGCUUGAGAAUGCUGGUAUGAGUGCCACAGGAGCCUUCAACAUGAACCUUGUUCUUUCAGCAAUGUCGAUAAUUGGUGUUGCGAUAUCAUGGGUCGCUCUUGGUUGGAUCGGACGAAGACCAAUCUACCUUCUAGGUAUUGGCCUCGAAGCAUGCUGUCUCUUACCUAUUGGCAUAUUGGGAGCCAUCACUCAAACGGAUGCACGACUCAAUGCGAUGGGUGCUCUUAUGAUUAUCAUCAACCUUCUUUUCCACUUCUCGCUUGGUCCCGUCUGCUACGCCAUCGUCGGAGAGCUUCCCUCGUCCAGACUUCGAAGCAGAUCUAUCGUAUUGGGUCGAGGCGUUUACGUGAUCAGCGCUAUCAUCGGAUCACAAUUACGGGCUAGAAUGGUCACGGCGACUGCUUGGAACUGGGGUCCCAAGUCUGCCUUUUUUUGGCUCGGUUGUAACCUUGUCUGUUUCACCUGGACCUUUUUCCGUCUCCCCGAGACCGGUGGAUUCUCCUUUGCCGAGCUCGACAUCCUGUUUGCCAACAAGGUGCCUACACGACAGUUCACCAAAGUCAAGAUCAGAAACGAUGCAGUCGAGAUUGGCACCGAAAAGCAAGUCUUCGAUCACGAUGAUAAACAGGAAGUCGAACAUGUUGAGGGUGGUACCAUCUUGGACGAAGAAGAGAGAGCCGUUGUACAACACGAAGAGGUUCCGGGACAUGUUCCUACUUUGGCUUGA
Messenger RNA from Kwoniella shivajii, 1719 nucleotides. RefSeq lists its product as uncharacterized. Bases 1 to 1719 code for a protein of 572 amino acids. Gene Ontology annotation, cellular component: membrane. Gene Ontology annotation, biological process: transmembrane transport; carbohydrate transport. The record is from RefSeq and is a predicted model, not a curated record. Lineage: Eukaryota; Fungi; Basidiomycota; Tremellomycetes; Tremellales; Cryptococcaceae. Gene Ontology annotation, molecular function: carbohydrate:proton symporter activity. The transcript is spliced from 10 exons.